Molecule: messenger RNA, 3806 nt
Organism: Sphaeramia orbicularis (orbiculate cardinalfish)
Lineage: Eukaryota; Metazoa; Chordata; Actinopteri; Kurtiformes; Apogonidae
Product: B-cell lymphoma 6 protein homolog
Exons: 9
Coding region: 1040-2866 (608 amino acids)
Biological process (GO): regulation of transcription by RNA polymerase II
Molecular function (GO): DNA-binding transcription factor activity, RNA polymerase II-specific; protein binding; RNA polymerase II cis-regulatory region sequence-specific DNA binding
Source: RefSeq, a predicted model, not a curated record
CUCAGCAUUAGGUCAGAAGUCUAGAAAAGUAGCAGAUGCGCAUUGUGGCUGCGUCAGGGCUGGAUUGUUUUUCACUAUUUUCAACAUUUUGUGAUUCCUUUUGCUUGAAGUGAAAGAACAGAUUUCACAUUUGAGUUGUGAUUUUGACAGCUGUAGUGUUUCUGACUGUUUUAAACGGAAGUGGUUCUUUAGACUGUGGAUUUAGGAGUGAUUUUACGCAUGUAUUUGAGGCUGGAACACAGUGAAAACAGUGCGAACUGAAGGUUUAUCUCAGCCAAAAAAUGGAACCAUUACGCACAGAUCUACUCGUUACUUUGACUUUACUUUUUGUUGAUACUCUGUAUUAACAUUUGACACACUCAUUUGUUUAUUACGAUCAGACAAAAGAGGACUAGUUGGUCCGGUUUGGUGACGUUAAAAUUUCUUCUGCCGCAAAAAAAAAAAAAAAAAAAACCACAAAAACUUUCAGUGGCACAAAAAUCCUUAAACGCACAUGUUUUUGUACAGUGCUUUCCAGCCUUCAGUAGGACUAUAGAACGAGCACAAACACUUCUAAAACUACAAGGCAGUAAAAAAAAAAAAAUAGUCGUGUUGCAAUCCAUGCACGCCUAACACAGUAAACUUGAACAGACUUGUCGGCCUGGUCUGGGCGUGAGGUUGCGCAGUUAAAAAAAAAAAAAAAAAAAAAAAAAAAAAAAACGGGGAAAAAAAGAAAACGCUCCUUAAAAUAAAAAUCAAAUGCCACAAAAUCACACCGUCUGUAUUUAGCGAGGGUGUAGGAUUAGAAAUAACCAGAUUAGGUGUGUAGGGUGAGGGGCGUAAACGCUCAUGGGUUAAACAGGAUGACUUGUACUUGUGGUGGAACAGAAACCCUCUCUGUGUAUUGGCAAGUUAAUCUGAACAGCCAGGACGGAAUGUGCUCAACAGGCGAGAGGCUGGCAGCCAGGGUGCGCUCCGGUACGCAGCGCAAAAAAACAGGCGCACAAGGACGAAGCAGGACAGGAAAGUCAAUAAUGUUUAGCUCAGAGAUUCCGACAGCAUGGCCACGGCUGCAGAUGGCUGCAUUCAAUUUACACGACACGCAGGCGACGUCCUGCUCAACUUCAACCGGCUCCGAAGCAGGAACAUGCUGACCGACGUCACCAUCCAGGUGGACGGACAAUAUUUUCACGCUCACAAGGCCGUUCUGGUAGCAUGCAGUGGCUUCUUUUAUUCCGUGUUCAUGGACCCUGAGAACGCUAACCUUAGUGCCAUCAGCUUAGAUCCCAAAGUAGACCCCAAGGGCUUCUCCAUCCUGCUGGACUUCAUGUACACCUCCUGUCUAAACCUUCAAGACAACAACAUCCUGACCACCAUGAACACAGCGCUCUACCUCCAGAUGGAACAUGUGGCCGACACCUGCCACAGAUUCAUCAAGUCCAGACAUCAGUCCCUGAAUAUGCAGUUUGAAGAUGUACAGAUCAACUCUUUACAUAUGGCUGAGGAAACCCCCGUUUUGAGACGUGGUGAUGAAAAAGACGCAGACUUUAGAAGCACAUCCACCUCGUCCCACCUCCUGGAGUGCAAAGGUUAUAUCCCCAGUGUUUUCAGGGGCAUCAACACCUCGGGCUCUUAUCACGUGUAUAAUGACCUGCGUAUGACCGACGGGAAGCUGGAAGUCUGCAACAAGAUCCAGACGGGAGCCCCUUUCGCCCAGAAUCGAUGCUCGAACCUGCCUCACAACAAGUCCCCCACCAUCACAUCCCACCGAAGCUUCUCCGCCUCCAUCAUCCGACCCCCGGGGGCCCACGGAGGCUUCCAAGAGCCCGCCACCCCUACAAAUGAAGACAACAUCCAGUACCCACAAGCCAGCUGCCUGAGGAUGUCCCCAAGCUUUAACAAAGGGGUCAUCUGUAGCCCCCAGAGCCCCCUCCGAUCCGACUGCCAGCCCAACUCGCCCACUGAGUCCAGCAGCAGCAGGAACGCGUCCCUGAGCUUCAAACAACCGUCGGACUGCCCCAAAGAAGCCAAAGCCCACAACUGGAAGAAGUACAAGUUCAUCGUCAUGAACCAAACGUGUGACGAAGGUGAAAAAGAAGCGAUGCUGAGCCCCUGCAGGAACAGGCCGAGUGCAGACGCUGAGGUCCAGAGCGAAGAGGGAGGCGGAGACCAAAGAGAGGAAGCGGCUCAGAGCGUGGACAGCUGCAGCAGCAUCAGCUGCGACAGUCCUCAGCACCUUUCUCCUGACUCACUAACCAGCGACGACACCUCCAGACUGCACUCAGAGUAUUCAAGCCCAAACUGUGAAAAGAACACUUACUUAUGCAACGGAUGUGACUCCAAGUUCACAGAGGAAGACUCCCUGAAAGACCACAUGGUCCAGGUCCACAAUGACAAGCCAUACAAGUGCGACUGCUGCCAGGCCGCCUUCCGCUACAAGGGCAACCUGGCCAGUCACAAGACGGUCCACACCGGUGCGAAGCCUUACCACUGCAACAUCUGUGGUGCUCAGUUCAACAGACCAGCCAACCUCAAGACUCACAUCCGCAUCCACUCUGGAGAAAAGCCAUACAAGUGUGAGACCUGCGGAUCCAGAUUUGUGCAGGUGGCUCACCUUCGUGCCCAUGUGUUAAUUCACACCGGAGAAAAGCCGUACCCUUGUGAGAUCUGCGGAACACACUUCCGCCACCUUCAAACUCUGAAGAGCCACAUGCGCAUACACACCGGAGAGAAGCCUUAUCAUUGUGAAAACUGUGACCUGCACUUCAGACAUAAGAGUCAGCUGAGGCUCCACCUCCGACAGAAGCACGGCGCUGUGACCAACACCAAGGCUCAGUAUCGGAGGACUCCCAGCGGCCUCGGCUCAGGCCUGGUCCACUCCUGCUGAUCCUCCUGCGAAGCUCUGUGGUGUCAUUUUAUCCUUUAGUGUUUGCCAGCAUGUUGUCCAAACAUUUGUAUGUUUUCUAAACACAGAUAUCAUAUAUAUAUAUAUAUAUAUAUAUAUAUUUGUCCUUUUACGCAUUUUUCAAAGAUGCACAUUAGUGUCUGUAAGCUCUCGACUCUUUCAGAGAUUGUAGAAGUUUAUGCUCUUGUUGUGAAUGUCUACAUUUUAAAUGUGAAUUUUACCUGGUACUUGUGUAUUUUGCAAUUAAUUAUCAGCACUGAAGGACAGCCUUCUCUCUCAUUUAGGAUCUGUUACAGUUCUGGUUUAGACAUCAGUGCCCAGUAGUGGUAGAAUUUGAUGUAUUUACUUUGCAACAGGCUGUUUAUGUAAAUAAGAUGAGAUAUAUUUUUACAUUGCCAUCUGCUGGCAGAAUCCGAAUGUAUUUACUGACCGUCAAGGGCUUGUUGUUUUACAGUUUCACAGUAUACGGUACACAUUGUAACAUGUACAGACUGUAUUCAUUAAAAAUGCCCUGUGUAUUUUCUUCGUUCUCUAUCGCUUGGUAACUUCUAGGCCCCUGUUGUUAUUUUGCACAUAUUCACUUCAGUAAUUCAUAUAUUCUUAUUCUUUCUAUUCAAAUAUUUCUACUUAAAAUGUUCUUAUGUUUUGAAAUUGUUCAAUUCUUGCUAUAUCCUUAUUUAUACUAAUUUUCUUUGCUGUAUUCUAUCAAAUUUGGUGCUACCAUGAUCCAUCUGUACCUGGAUCAUUAAAGUCUGAUUGUUUCUUCAAGCCUUAUGUAUCGUCGUGCACAUGUACAAACCGAGUACUCAAGCUAAAACAAGCUCAGGAAUAUCAGUAAAAAUGUAAGCAAAUGCCUUUGUGUGUAUAUAUGUGUAUAUAUAUAUAUACAUAUAUAAAAAUAAAAUAUAUAUUAUGUAGCAUA